This is a messenger RNA of Archocentrus centrarchus (flier cichlid), 3157 nucleotides long. RefSeq names its product NACHT, LRR and PYD domains-containing protein 12-like. The record is from RefSeq and is a predicted model, not a curated record. Gene Ontology annotation, molecular function: protein binding. The transcript is spliced from 10 exons. NCBI's taxonomy places the organism in Eukaryota, Metazoa, Chordata, Actinopteri, Cichliformes, Cichlidae. The coding region runs from base 16 to 3054 and encodes 1012 amino acids.
CAGGACAUCCAGUUCAUGUUUCCAUUGACUUUCAGAGAGCUGAAUGUGCUGAAAGAGGAAAAGUUCAGCUUGGUGGAACUUGUUCAUCACUUCUUCACUGAAACCAAAGAAGCAGGAAUCUGCAGCUUUGAAGACUUCCAGGUUGUGUUCAUCUUUGAUGGUCUGGAUGAGUGUCGACUUCCUCUGGACUUCCACAAAACUACAAUCCUGACUGAUGUUACAGAGUCCACCUCAGUGGAUGUGCUGCUGACAAACCUCAUCAGGGGGAACCUGCUUCCCUCUGCUCACCUCUGGAUAACCACACGACCUGCAGCAGCCAAUCAGAUCCCUGCUCAGUGUGUUGACAUGGUGACAGAGAUCAGAGGGUUCACUGAUCCACAGAAGGAGGAGUACUUCAGGAAGAGAUUCAGAGAUGAGGAGCAGGCCAGCAGGAUCAUCUCCCACAUCAAGACAUCACGAAGCCUCCACAUCAUGUGCCACAUCCCAGUCUUCUGCUGGAUCACUGCUACAGUUCUGGAGGAUGUGCUGAAAACCAGAGAGAGAGGAGAGCUGCCCAAGACCCUGACUGAGAUGUACAUCCACUUCCUGGUGGUUCAGGCCAAAGUGAAGAAGGUCAAGUAUGAUGGAGGAGCUGAGACAGAUCCACACUGGAGUCCAGAGAGCAGGAAGAUGAUUGAGUCUCUGGGAAAACUGGCUUUUGAUCAGCUGCAGAAAGGAAACCUGAUCUUCUAUGAAUCAGACCUGACAGAGUGUGGCAUCGAUAUCAGAGCAGCCUCAGUGUACUCAGGAGUGUUCACACAGAUCUUUAAAGAGGAGAGAGGGCUGUACCAGGACAAGGUGUUCUGCUUCAUCCAUCUGAGUGUUCAGGAGUUUCUGGCUGCUCUUCAUGUCCAUCUGACCUUCAUCAACUCUGGAGUCAAUCUGCUGGAAGAACAACAAACAACCUCCCAGAUAGAGAAACACCUCUACCAGAGUGCUGUGAACAAGGCCUUACAGAGUCCAAAUGGACACCUGGACUUGUUCCUCCGCUUCCUCCUGGGUCUUUCUCUGCAGACCAAUCAGAGUCUCCUACGAGGCCUGCUGACACAGACAGGAAGUAGCUCAAAGACCAAUCAGGAAACAGUCCAGUACAUCAAGAAGAAGCUCAGUGAGAAUCUGUCUACAGAGAAAAGCAUCAAUCUGUUCCACUGUCUGAAUGAACUGAAUGAUGGUUCUCUAGUGGAGGAGAUCCAACAGUCCCUGAGUUCAGGAAGUCUCUCCACAGAUAAACUGUCUCCUGCUCAGUGGUCAGCUCUGGCCUUCAUCUUACUGUCAUCAGAAGAAGAUCUGGAUGUGUUUGACCUGAAGAAAUACUCUGCUUCAGAGGAGGCUCUGCUGAGGCUGCUGCCAGUGGUCAAAGCCUCCAACAAAGCUCUACUGAGUGGCUGUAACCUCUCAGAGAGAAGCUGUGAAGCUCUGUCCUCAGUUCUCAGCUCCAGGUCUUGCAGUCUGAGAGAGCUGGACCUGAGUAACAAUGACCUUCAGGUUUCAGGAGUGUGGCUACUCUCUGAUGCGCUGCAGAGUCCACCCUGUAGACUGGAAACUCUCAGACUGAGUGGCUGUAACCUCUCAGAGAGAAGCUGUGAAGCUCUGUCCUCAGUUCUCAGCUCCAGGUCUUGCAGUCUGAGAGAGCUGGACCUGAGUAACAAUGACCUUCAGGUUUCAGGAGUGUGGCUACUCUCUGAUGCGCUGCAGAGUCCACCCUGUAGACUGGAAACUCUCAGACUGAGUGGCUGUAACCUCUCAGAGAGAAGCUGUGAAGCUCUGUCCUCAGUUCUCAGCUCCUGGUCUUGCAGUCUGAGAGAGCUGGACCUGAGUAACAACGACCUGCAGGAUUCAGGAGUGUGGCUACUCUCUGCUGCGCUGCGGAGUCCACCCUGUAGACUGGAAACUCUCAGACUGAGUGGCUGUAACCUCUCACAGAGAAGCUGUGCAGCUCUGUUUUCAGUUCUCAGCUCCAGGUCUUGCAGUCUGAGAGAGCUGGACCUGAGUAACAGUGACCUUCAGGUUUCAGGAGUGUGGCUACUCUCUGAUGCGCUGCAGAGUCCACCCUGUAUACUGGAAACUCUCAGACUGAGUGGCUGUAACCUCUCACAGAGUAGCUGUGCAGCUCUGUUUUCAGUUCUCAGCUCCUGGUCUUGCAGUCUGAGAGAGCUGGACCUGAGUAACAAUGACCUUCAGGAUUCAGGAGUGAGGCUACUCUCUGAUGCGCUGCAGAGUCCACACUGUAUACUGCAAACUCUCAGUCUGUCAGGCUGUCUGAUCACAGAGGAAGGCUGUACUUCUCUGGCCUCAGCUCUGAGCUCCAACCCCUCCCAUCUGAGAGAGCUGGACCUGAGCUACAAUCAUCCAGGAGACUCAGGAAUGAAGCUGCUGUCGGCCGCACUGAAGGAUCCACGCUGGAGACUGGACACUCUCAGGUUGGAGCCUGCUGGAGUGCGAUGGCUGAGCCCAGGUCUGAGGAAGUAUUCCUGUCAACUCACAAUCGACACAAACACAGUGAACACAAAACUCAAACUGUCUGACAACAACAGGAAGGUGACACGUGUGGAGAAGGUUCAGUCAUAUCCUGAUCAUCCAGACAGGUUUGAUGUUCAUCAUCAGCUGCUGUGCAGAGAUGGUCUGACUGGUCGCUGUUACUGGGAGGUCGAGUGCAGAGGAGACAUUUAUGUAACAGUGAGUUACAGAAGAAUUGGAAGGAAAGGAAACCGUAAUGACUAUGUGUUUGGACACAAUGAUUAUUCCUGGAGUUAUGACUGCCAUGAUGGUCGUCCUCAGCGUGUCAGACACAAUAACAGAUACACAUACUUCUCCUCCUCCUCCUCCUCCUCCAGCGUCUCCUUCAUCUCUAACAGAGUAGCAGUGUAUGUGGACUGUUCUGCUGGCACUCUGUCCUUCUACAGAGUCUCCUCUGACACUCUGAUCCACCUCCACACCUUCAACACCACAUUCACUGAACCUCUUUAUCUUGGGUUUGGGUUCGGGUCUCCUGGUUCCUCAGUGUCUCUGUGCUGAGCUGAGUGUAAAGAGCGUCCUCCUGUUAGAGAAACACUCUGACUGUUGAACAGAUAGUUCAGUCUGUACAUGUCUGUCUCUUUCACUCACAAACACGUUUUCA